AUGUCGCAAGGGAUCUUGUCUCCGCCUUCUGGCUUGCUUUCCGAUGAAGAGGUCUUAGUCUCCCCCAUGUUUGAGUCCACGGCUGCAGACUUGGGGCCUGUUAUAAGCAAGAAGCUGCUCUCAGACUGUUCGGACAUCUCCACAUCCCUAGAGGAAAAGCAACAGGUUCCAUCUGAGGAUAAUACAGAGAAGGUGAAAGUAUACCUAAGGAUUAGGCCCUUGUUGCCCUCAGAGUUGGAACGCCAGGAAGAUCAGGGCUGUGUCCAUAUUGAGAAUGUGGAGACACUUGUCUUACGGGCACCCAAAGACUCCUUUGCCCAGAAGAGCAACGAGCGGGGAAUUGGACAAGCUAUUCACAAAUUCACCUUUUCCCAGAUCUUUGGACCAGAAGUGGGGCAAGCAGCCUUCUUCAACCUGACAGUAAAGGACAUGGUAAAGGAUGUGCUCAAAGGGCAGAACUGGCUCAUCUAUACAUACGGAGUCACCAACUCAGGGAAAACCCACACAAUUCAAGGUACCAUUAAAGAUGGAGGGAUCCUGCCACGGUCCCUGGCUCUGAUCUUCAACAGCCUCCAGGGUCAGCUUCAUUCCACAGCUGAUCUUAAGCCUUUGCUCUCCAAUGAGGUCAUCUGGCUGGACAAUAAGCAAGUCCGGCAAGAAGAGCUAAAGAAACUGACCCUACUCAAUGGAAGCCUCCAUGAGGAGCUAUCUACCUCCUUAAAGAGGAGUGUUCACGUUGAAGGUUGCAUGGGUAACAGCACCAGCUUUGAUAGUGGCAUUGCCGGGUUCUCCUCCGCCAGCCAGAUGACCAGCAGUAGCCAGCUGGAUGAAACGAGUCACCGAUGGGCACAGCCGGACACUGCCCCCGUGAGUGUCCCUGCAGACAUUCGCUUCUCCAUCUGGGUCUCCUUCUUUGAGAUCUACAAUGAACUCCUUUACGACCUGUUAGAACUGCCUAACCAGCGACGCAAGAGGCAGACUCUGCGUCUGUGCGAGGAUCACAAUGGCAAUCCCUACGUGAAGGAUCUCAAUUGGAUUCAUGUUCAGGAUGCUGAAGAAGCCUGGAAACUCCUGAAAGUAGGUCGUAAGAACCAGAGCUUUUCCAGCACUCACCUGAACCAGAACUCCAGUCGCAGUCACAGCAUCUUCUCAAUCCGGAUCCUGCACCUUCAGGGGGAAGGGGACAUAGUGCCCAAAAUAAGCGAGUUGUCACUCUGUGAUCUGGCUGGCUCAGAACGCUGCAAAGAUCAGAAGAGUGGUGAGCGGCUUAAAGAAGCAGGAAACAUUAACACGUCUCUGCAUACCCUGGGUCGCUGUAUUGCAGCUCUGCGUCAAAACCAGCAAAACAGGUCCAAGCAAAACCUGGUUCCCUUUCGUGACAGCAAGUUGACCCGAGUGUUCCAGGGCUUCUUCACAGGCCGAGGCCGCUCCUGCAUGAUUGUCAACGUGAACCCCUGUGCAUCUACCUAUGACGAGACCCUUCACGUGGCCAAGUUCUCAGCUAUUGCCAGCCAGCUUGUGCAUGCUCCACCUGUGCAUCUGGGAUUCCCAUCGUUGCAUUCAUUCAUCAAAGAGCACAGCUUGCGGUCCUCUUCCACCUCAGAGACGGGAGUGAAAUUAGAACAAAGCCUUGAUGAUGACAAUGAAAAUGAAGUUGAUAUCUCCAAAUACAGCAAAGAGGAGCUGCUGCAGGUCGUAGAGGCCAUGAAAGCACUGCUGUUGAAAGAGCGGCAGGAAAAGUUGGAGUUGGAGAUGCAGCUCCGGGAUGAGAUUUGCAGUGAGAUGGUGGAACAGAUGCAGCAGCGGGAAAAGUGGUGCAGCGAACAUUUGGACACCCAGAAGGAAUUACUGGAGGAAAUGUAUGAAGAUAAACUGAAAAUUCUGCGAGAGUCACUGACCAAUUUUUACCAAGAAGAGCUUCAGGAGCGGGAUGAAAAGAUUGAAGAGCUAGAAGCUCUCUUGAUGGAAGCGAGACAGCAGCCAGCACAGAAACAGUCAGAGUCUGAAUUGACUGUGCGGCGCUCACAAAGGUUGGUGGCUUCUACCUCCACCCAACAGCUCCAGGAGGUUAAAGCUAAACUAGACCAGUGCAGAGAAGAACUGACUACCACCACUGAAGAGCUCCAGAAAUAUCAGAAGAUGUUAGAACCACCACCCUCAGCCAAGCCCUUCACCACAGAUGUGGAUAAGAAAUUAGAGGAGGGCCUGAGGAAUAUAAGGCUGCUGCGAAGAGAGCUUCAGAAGCUCAGUGAGUCUCUUCAGUCAGCAGAGAGAGCUUGUUGCCACAGCACUGGAGCAGAAAAACUUCGCCAAGUCCUGACCACGUGUGAUGACACCUUAAGCAAACAGGAUCAGACCUUGGCUGAGCUGCAGAAUAACAUGAUGCUAGUAAAACUGGACCUUCGGAAAAAGGCAGCCUGUAUCGCUGAGCAAUAUCAUACUGUCCUAAAACUCCAGCAAGACCAGGCUUCUUCUACCAAAAAGCGUGUUGGCGCCAACCAGGAAAAUCAGCAACCAAACCAGCAGCCUCCAGGGAAGAAACCAUUUCUUCGAAACUUACUUCCCCGAACACCCACCUGCCAAAGCUCGACCAACUGCAGCCCUUACGCCCGGAUUCUGCGUUCACGACGGUCCCCUUUACUCAAAUCAGGGCCUUUUGGCAAAAAAUUCUAA
Suncus etruscus (white-toothed pygmy shrew) is the source of this 2673-nucleotide messenger RNA. It is a transcript of the gene KIF20A, whose product is annotated as kinesin family member 20A. NCBI's taxonomy places the organism in Eukaryota, Metazoa, Chordata, Mammalia, Eulipotyphla, Soricidae. Gene Ontology annotation, biological process: microtubule-based movement. The transcript has 18 exons. The record is from RefSeq and is a predicted model, not a curated record. Gene Ontology annotation, cellular component: nucleus; microtubule; kinesin complex. Bases 1 to 2673 code for a protein of 890 amino acids. Gene Ontology annotation, molecular function: ATP hydrolysis activity; ATP binding; microtubule binding.